AUGGGAUUGAAUAUGAUAAGAUCAAGUUUACCUAAACCAUCAUUGGUAAGAGGUAUUAAGACCAUUCCACAGCCACCAGGUUUUAUUGUUGGUGAUGUCAAUGAUGCUUAUGUCCCACCAAAACCAUCAAAAUCACAUGGUUCAAUCCAUUGGACCUCAGAAAGAGCUAUCUCAAUGGCUAUGGUUCCUUUAGCUUUAUCACCAUUCAUUACUGGUGCUUCAACCGUUAUUGAUUCUACUUUAUGUGCUGUUACUUUAGCCCAUUGUUACACUGGAUUCCAAAGUUGUAUCAUUGAUUAUAUUCCUGUAAGAGUAUAUGGUGCUUACCACAAUUAUGCUAUGUACUUAUUAACUUUCGGUACCGGUGUUGCUGCUUACGGUGUUUAUGAUAUUGAAAAAAGAGAAGGUGGGGUUACUAAUAUUAUUUCCAAAUUAUGGAAAGCUUAG
Messenger RNA from Yamadazyma jaroonii, 447 nucleotides. The record is from the annotation of a GenBank genome assembly. Lineage: Eukaryota; Fungi; Ascomycota; Pichiomycetes; Serinales; Debaryomycetaceae.